Molecule: messenger RNA, 1224 nt
Organism: Trichomonas vaginalis G3
Lineage: Eukaryota; Parabasalia; Trichomonadida; Trichomonadidae
Exons: 1
Coding region: 1-1224 (407 amino acids)
Source: RefSeq, a predicted model, not a curated record
AUGGAUUUUUAUGAUGAAAUUCGUCAAUGCUUUGAUCAUAUUUUAGAUAAAACUUCAAGCAAAGAAGAGUUUGAAAGGAUAACAACGAUAUUUAAAACAGAAUCCGGAAAAGAAUUAUAUUUAAUCGUUGCAGAAUGGCUUUCUGAGCAUGAUGAGAUCGGUUUUGAGGCGUUCCGGCAGUUUUCAAUACUAUUUCGCCUACAUUUAGACGGAUUACGAAAAGCAAACAAAUUUAUUAUGAAUGAAUAUCUCGAUGUUUUAUAUAUACGAUGUAUGAAAUACACAGAAGAGCAAAUUGUCCAAAUAUACAACGUUUUUAAUACUCCAUUUAUGGAAGAAGCUACACAACCAUAUUUGUAUUUUAUGAUUUCAAUAGCUCCAACUAUCCAACAAGAAAUAGCAUCACAAAUUACUAAACCAGAAGACAUUUUUUCCGAUUUACCAUACUGCAUGCAAAUAUCUAUUGCCAGAGCCGCUGUUUUUAAUCCGCAACAAUUUCGAAGCUACGGAUUGGAAAGACUAGCAACGUUAUUGCUUAACAACACACGAACAUGUUACAAAGAAGAUGGAAUUACGCUAUGUUCGCAGAUAAAAUCUCCAGAAAAUGCAAUAAAAUUAUUUAAUAAUGCGAUUUCUGCGGCACCAUACUUAUGUUCUGCACAAUCUGCAAAGAAAGGAUGGGAAAUAUGUUUGUUAAUGCUCCAUAACAUGACUACAGAAGACAGAUUUCAUUCAAUCAGAAUUUCAUUUGAAAACAAAAACAUUACAGACAGUGCUCGCAUAUCCCUGACUAAUGAGCUCAUCAAACAGAUAAGGAAUGGUCAAGGAACUAUAUUCAGAUCCCCAUCUGUAAUCCAAAUUGCCGCAUUAAUUUGUAAUCCAUCGAUUUUGUCAUCUCCUGUUACACAUAGCGAAGUUGUUAUAUCUAUAUUUGCAUUCCUCACAUUUAUAGUGACAUUGGAACGCAAGUACAGAUGUUUCAUGCUUCUUGGUUGUCCUUCAGAAAAAGAACUUAGAAAUUCAAUAGAAAUUACCAAAAAAGGAAUAAAUGAAUCGGAGAAACAAAACAACAGACCAAAAGAAGAGAUACUUAAAAACAUGAAGAAAUCGAAUUUUGGAGAGAACAUGACCAUGGAUGAUGUUGAAAAAGCAGUUAAAUCAACCCAAAUUAUAAUUGCAAGAAUUAAAUUUGCAAUUUCAGAAUUUGAGAGCAUUCUCAACUAG